AUCAGGGAGUUGGGGGUGGAAAGUGAAUUUAAUGAGCAGAAUAACCCCCUCCCGGCUUUCACACCCUGAGGCUUUGUGCCUUGCUGGGCAGGACGGGGGCAUGAGAGGGUCCUUAACAGUACCCACAUAUCACUGUUCUUCGCAGGUCUUAGCCAUGAACUCCCCUGGAGGAAGGAGGCAGGAAACCACAGGACCCAGGGCUAGAAGGGCUCACAGACCCCGGGAACAGGACCGAGAUGUGCAACUGUCCAAGGCUCUGUCCUAUGCCCUGCGGCACGGGGCCCUGAAGCUGGGGCUUCCCAUGAGGGCUGAUGGCUUCGUGCCCCUGGGUGCCCUCCUGCAGCUGCCCCAGUUCCGCAGCUUCUCGGCCGAAGACGUGCAGCGCGUGGUGGACACCAACGGGAAGCAGCGGUUUGCCCUGCAGCCGGGCGACCCCGGCACUGGCCCUCUCAUCCGGGCCAAUCAGGGUCACUCCCUGCAGGUACCUGAGUUGGAGCUGAUGCCCCUGGAGACCCCACAGGCCCUUCCCCUGAGGCUCGUCCAUGGCACAUUCUGGCAGCACUGGCCAUCCAUCCUGCUCAAGGGCCUGUCAAGCCGGGGAAGGACACAUAUCCACCUGGCCCCAGGACUGCCUGGGGACCCUGGUGUCAUCAGUGGCAUGCGGCCAAAUUGCGAAGUGGCCGUGUUCAUCGACGGGCCCCGGGCCCUGGCAGAUGGCAUCCCCUUCUUCCGCUCUGCCAACGGAGUGAUCCUGACUCCAGGGAAUGCUGAUGGCUUCCUGCUUCCCAAGUACUUCAAGGAGGCCCUGCAGCUGCUCCCUACCCGAAAGGCUCUCUCCUUGGUUGGUAAUGAAGAGACAGAGUGUCAGAGUGGCCCCAAGCACAGCUCCAGAGGAAGAAGGAUGAUCCAACAAUAAAAUAUUUAUUUAAAAAAAAUGUAAAAAGAUAACAAAAAAGAA
This is a messenger RNA of Ailuropoda melanoleuca (giant panda), 958 nucleotides long. RefSeq names its product tRNA phosphotransferase 1 (gene TRPT1). Gene Ontology annotation, molecular function: tRNA 2'-phosphotransferase activity. The record is from RefSeq and is a predicted model, not a curated record. NCBI's taxonomy places the organism in Eukaryota, Metazoa, Chordata, Mammalia, Carnivora, Ursidae. The coding region runs from base 32 to 916 and encodes 294 amino acids. Gene Ontology annotation, biological process: tRNA splicing, via endonucleolytic cleavage and ligation. The transcript has 7 exons.